Sordaria macrospora k-hell is the source of this 1083-nucleotide messenger RNA. Lineage: Eukaryota; Fungi; Ascomycota; Sordariomycetes; Sordariales; Sordariaceae. The record is from RefSeq and is a predicted model, not a curated record.
AUGGCCACCUAUACCGCCCAAACACGGCCUACGCGGGAAGGUACCAUGGCCAAUAUCAAUAUCAACACCACCUCCACGCCUCCUUCCAUGGGGAUCUCGACCACUUCGCCUUCUUGGCCUUUGGGGCCCUUUCCCGGCAGAGUGGAUUCCCACGCCAACUCGCACCCGCUCCCGCACCAGCUCCAGCAUCCGCUUCAACAUCCGCUUCAGCAUCCACAGGGGCCUUCGUCGGCACAGGAAUCUUCGCAACAGCUACAACAACCGCAACAACCGCAACAACCGCAACAGCAACAGCAUCCGCAGUGGCACCCGCACCCUUUUCCGCAGUCGCACCGUGCCUUUGGACCUCCAUCAAGUCCUGGUAUCACCAGUACCACAAACAAUCUGAACCAAGUGAAUUACUACACCAACUGCAACGGCAACAGUACCGGCGGCGGAAACGUGAACCCCAACGGGAGCAUAAACCGGCCACCAACAGCAAAACCUCAGAUCCGCCGUCCUCAUGCUGCCACGACCGCCGGUCGAUUUCGAAGUGCCACCAGAGUCCCGGACCUCCCUGUCUUGAACAACUUGCGCAUCACAGCCAACACGGGCAGCAACACCAACGCCGACGAUUCCAGCUCGUCUGACGACGAUUUCCGCUCUUCAAGUGCCCGUGCUUCUCAGAGACCAGCCCACCGACGCUCCAUGAGCCAUCCCUUCCCGUCUCUGUUCUCGAGUAAGAAAAAGAAGCCGUAUCAGAUGUAUGCUGGCGAUUCCGAGUCCGAAACGGUAGACGAAGCCGGUUAUGCGCCCAAGCUCGGUACCAGCAGACCCCCAACACAGCACUCGCGAGGUCAUAGGAAUGUUCCUUCUAUCGGGAACAACGACUAUAGCACGGGAAAAUGCAUGGCGUGCGGUUCCUUGGUGCGGUGGCCUAAGGAGCUCUCUGUCUUCAAGUGCACCAUUUGCUUGACUAUCAACGACCUACAGCCAUCCACCUCAGGCCAGGGGCAAGGGCAGGGUCCCAGACGGGAUGCUCCCCGGAACUCACCUCCCGCAGCAGAAGAGCGAGUCUUCUCUUAUGGUAAGAAAGAACCUUAA